AUGUGUCGCUGGUUCGCAUACAUCUCUCCUACGGAGCCGUGUCUCCUAUCCGAUAUCCUCAUAACUCCCGCCAACAGCAUCAGCAAGCAGUGUUCUGAGCAUUACCUGCCUAAACUUCUCCCACAUAACGACGACAAAGAUCUUCAUGACGCCCCUGACGAGCUUAUGCGUAUGCGGAAUUCACUCUUGAACAUGGAUGGCCUGGGUAUUGCAUGGUACACCGAGGCCACUUCCUCGUACUUGAAGCAUGUAGAAGGCCCACGCCCAGCCCUCUACAAGUCACAAUCUCCGCCCAUCAAUGAUUUCAACUUCAAGUCUCUCUGCCAAAACACAGAGGCAAAAUGUGUGUUUGCCCACAUUCGUGCCACCAGUGGCAGCGUUGUGACCCAGGUCAACUCGCACCCGUUUGUCUUUGGUCGCCACGUCUUCAUGCAUAAUGGAGUCAUUUCCAACUUUUCCAGCAUCCGCCGAGACAUGACGGACGAGUUCUCCUUUGACGCCUAUUGCAAUGUGCUAGGCAGCACCGACUCGGAACACGCCGCUGCCAUGUACAUGACCUUUCUGACAGACGGCGGAGACAAGGAGAGCUGGGAGAAGUCGUACCCGCUCGAGAAGAUGCUUGAGGCUAUGAAGAAAACAGUAGUCCGUAUUCUCGAGCUGCAGCACGCCAAACUCGGGGAUGCAAACACACCCAACUCUCUCAACUUUUGCACCACAGACGGCAACAGAAUGCUUGCCAUCCGCUUCCGGAACCAUGCUACACAGCAGCCACCCAGUCUCUAUUGGUCUGAAUUUGCCGGCCGUACCCUGAACACAAAGUACCCGGGUAACCCGGAUAGCAAGGAGAUUGAGAAUCUCGAGGCAUCCUUCGAGGCAGAGCGAAUGGGCAAGCACACCAUUAUUGCCAGUGAGCCUACAACGUACGAUGAGAAUGAGUGGCAUUUGAUCAAUGCCAAUUGUGCCCUGAUGGUGGACGAGGAUGGUAUUGAGCGAGAAGUUAAGAUUGAGUAUGACCCUUUGUUGAAUGCGCGGGAUCCAAAGUAUGAUGGCCAUGCAUAA
Bipolaris zeicola 26-R-13 is the source of this 1059-nucleotide messenger RNA. RefSeq lists its product as uncharacterized. The record is from RefSeq and is a predicted model, not a curated record. The coding region runs from base 1 to 1059 and encodes 352 amino acids. Lineage: Eukaryota; Fungi; Ascomycota; Dothideomycetes; Pleosporales; Pleosporaceae. The transcript is spliced from 2 exons.